AUGACCAGAACUCGCGGAGAAAAUUUAUCUGAGCAGUUUUCUAUAAAUAUAAGAACGAUGUCUGCAAACAAAGUAGCUGUGGGUAUUGACCUGGGCACCACAUACUCCUGUGUGGGGGUCUUUCAACAUGGAAAAGUGGAAAUCAUCGCCAAUGACCAGGGCAACAGGACCACCCCCAGUUACGUGGCCUUCACGGACACAGAGCGCCUCAUUGGAGAUGCGGCCAAGAACCAGGUGGCUCUGAACCCCAACAACACAGUGUUUGAUGCCAAGAGGCUGAUCGGACGCAGGUUUGACGACCCCACAGUGCAGGCCGACAUGGAGCACUGGCCCUUCAAUGUGGUGAGUGACGGAGGAAAACCAAAGAUCAGAGUGGAGUACAAAGGUGAAGACAAGACCUUCAGCCCAGAGGAGAUCUCCUCCAUGGUUCUGGUGAAGAUGAAGGAAGUGGCAGAGGCCUACCUGGGCCACACAGUGUCCAACGCAGUCAUCACAGUCCCGGCCUAUUUCAAUGACUCCCAGAGACAAGCCACUAAAGACGCAGGAGUGAUCGCUGGCCUCAACGUCCUGAGAAUCAUCAACGAGCCCACGGCCGCUGCUAUUGCAUAUGGUUUGGACAAAGGCCGUUCCGGAGAACGCAACAUCCUCAUCUUUGACCUGGGGGGAGGCACCUUCGACGUGUCGAUCCUAACCAUCGAAGACGGCAUCUUUGAGGUGAAGGCCACAGCUGGAGACACCCACCUGGGAGGAGAGGACUUUGACAACCGUAUGGUCAAUCACUUUGUAGAAGAGUUCAAGCGGAAACACAAGAAGGACAUUAGCCAGAACAAGAGAGCCCUGAGGAGGCUGUGCACAGCAUGUGAGAGGGCCAAGAGGACCCUGUCCUCCAGCUCCCAGGCCAGCAUCGAGAUCGACUCUCUGUUUGAGGGACAAGACUUCUACACCUCCAUCACCAGAGCACGUUUUGAGGAGCUGUGCUCAGACCUGUUCAGAGGAACACUGGAGCCUGUGGAGAAGGCCCUGAGAGACGCCAAGAUGGACAAAGGACAGAUUCAUGAGGUGGUCCUGGUCGGCGGCUCCACCAGGAUCCCUAAAGUCCAGAAACUCCUGCAGGACUUCUUCAACGGCCGCGAGCUGAACAAGAGCAUCAACCCUGAUGAGGCGGUGGCAUAUGGGGCUGCUGUCCAGGCGGCCAUUCUCUCUGGGGACACCUCCGGGAAGGUCCAGGACCUGCUGCUACUGGACGUGGCUCCUCUGUCCCUGGGCCUCGAGACGGCCGGAGGGGUCAUGACGGCACUGAUCAAACGCAACACCACCAUCCCCACCAAGCAGACGCAGACCUUCAGCACCUACUCCGACAACCAGCCCGGGGUCCUCAUCCAGGUCUACGAAGGAGAGCGCGCCAUGACCAAGGACAACAACCUGUUGGGCCGCUUUGAGCUGGCAGGGAUCCCCCCUGCCCCCAGAGGGGUCCCUCAAAUCGAGGUCACCUUCGACGUUGACGCCAAUGGCAUCCUGAACGUGUCGGCAGUGGACAAAAGCACCGGCAAAGAGAACAAGAUCACCAUCACCAACGACAAAGGCCGGCUGAGCAAAGAGGAGAUCGAGAAGAUGGUGCAGGACGCUGACAAGUUCAAAGCUGAGGAUGAAGCCCAGAGGAACAGGGUCGGUGCCAAGAACGCUCUGGAGGCCUUUGUGUUCACUGUGAAGAACAGUCUGCAGGACGAGGCCGUGAGCGGCAAACUGAACCAGGACGACAGAAAGAAGCUUCUGGACAAGUGUGAGGAGGUCAUGACCUGGCUGGACAACAACCAGCUGGCUGAGGUGGAGGAGUACCAGCACAAGCAGAAAGAGCUGGAGAAAGUGUGCAACCCCAUCAUCAGUAAACUGUACCAGGGAGCAGCUCCUGCAAGCAGCUGCAGACAGGAGGCCCAGGGCAGCACACAGGGCCCCACCGUGGAGGAGGUGGACUAA
This is a messenger RNA of Knipowitschia caucasica, 1974 nucleotides long. Lineage: Eukaryota; Metazoa; Chordata; Actinopteri; Gobiiformes; Gobiidae. The record is from the annotation of a GenBank genome assembly.